Molecule: messenger RNA, 4461 nt
Organism: Limulus polyphemus (Atlantic horseshoe crab)
Lineage: Eukaryota; Metazoa; Arthropoda; Merostomata; Xiphosura; Limulidae
Product: protein kibra-like
Exons: 20
Coding region: 101-3442 (1113 amino acids)
Biological process (GO): negative regulation of organ growth; regulation of DNA-templated transcription; regulation of hippo signaling
Cellular component (GO): cytoplasm
Molecular function (GO): molecular adaptor activity; kinase binding
Source: RefSeq, a predicted model, not a curated record
AUUUCAGCCAUAAUAAGCUAUCCAAGAUGGUGAACGUUAGUGAUAAGUUGUGUAGUGGUGGGUGAAACCUCGUAAAUUUUUACUGGUAUUUGCUUGAAAUAUGCCUGUUGGACGUAAUGAUGAUAUUCCCUUACCCGAUGGAUGGGAUAUAGGAAGGGACUAUGAUGGAAAAAUUUAUUUUAUUGACCAUAUCAACCAUCAAACUACAUGGAUAGAUCCCAGAGACAGGUGUGCUAAGCCUCAGACUUUUGCAGACUGCUCAGGAGAUGAGUUACCAUAUGGUUGGGAACAGUGCCAUGAUCCAACUGUUGGCUACUAUUAUGUUGACCAUAUUACUCAAACAAAUCAACUUGAAGAUCCAAGACAGCAGUGGCGGCAACUUCAGGAAGCAAUGCUUAAAGAGUAUCUUGUUUCUGCUCAGGAGGAAUUAACAUCAAAACAGGAGAUGUAUGAUGUCAAACAGCAGAGAUUGUCAUUAGCUCUUGAUGAAUACCAUCAGUUAAACAGCACCAUAGCCGGACUUAGUACCUGCCCAUCCACUAGUAGUCUGUGCUCCACUGGGUCAGCUGCUUCUUCUAGUAGUAGUGUCACCAAAUAUGAUCCAGAUCUUCUAAAAGUUGAUGUGGCUGUUGCAAGAGAGCGUGUAGAAAGACUGAGACAAGAGCUUAGUCAAAUAUGCACUGAAAUGCACUAUAAGGAGCAAGGUUUAGAGGUUUUGUCUCGAGUGGAGCAGCAGUUUUCUGGUCAAAGUGUUGUGUACACUAUAGAAGAAGCUCAAGCUGUUAUGGACGAAAUUCGAAAUGUCCAAAAAUCUUUACGAACUGGAAGAAAAGAAAAAGCAGACUUAAUGCAGAACUUAGCAAGAUUAAAGGAUGAUUUAGUUUGCCUGCACACUACCCCAACAGAUGAUCCUAUCUUAUGUAAUCCCAUGGAGAAAGUAAGCACUGCAUCCCAAACAGAAUUGUCAGGCGAGUAUGGCCACCUUGGUGCUCGGCUGGCCGAGAUGACUCGUAUGAGGCUUCAAUAUGAUGAAAUGCGGAAAGUAGUUCACCGAAUACAACAGGAACUAGCUGAUCUAGAAGACAUUAUGUCUCCUGGACAGGUGGAGUCUGAUAAAGACAGGCUACUACUGAUUCAGGAAAAAGAGCAACUGCUACGAGAAUUUCGAAGUCGUAUCACAAAAGAAAGAAGCCAAAAUGAGAUAGCUUCCAUUCAAGCAGAAAUUUCUAAGUUAGAAGAAGAUGUAGGAAAUGCCAGAGAAAUGUCAAACAAGGCCAUUGCAGAGAGAUUGAGACUUCAUGAACAGAAAAACAGUUUGUUGCAACAACUAAAAGAUGCAAUACGUCACACGACUUUUUUAGAGUCAAAGUUGAAAAGUUUCUCUGCUAGUACACUCUCAGUGUCAUCUAGCAGUUCCCUUGGGUCUCUCAGCACUGAGUCAUUAUCUACAAGCAGCAAAGGAUCAUUAAGUAGUCUCAGUUUCACAGACAUCUAUGGACUCCCCCCAAUUGCUGUCAGUUUAUCUCUUGAAGAUAUCCACAAACAAGUUUGUCAAAUACAGCAAGGCAGCACACAAAAUAUCAGCUCAAGAGCAGCAUGUGAUGAUUUGUCUUCUCCAGCAUUAGGGUCAGGCUUAAGAGGGCCAUCUCUCUCUCCUCGUUCAUCACUGUCAUCUGUAUCUCCACCAUUCUCACCAUAUGACCCUACCUUUGAACCAGUACAUUGGGAACGACAGCAUAGGAUUGAUAUGAAUCACAUCCAGGAACAGUUAGGAGAACUGCAAUUAGUCUCUACAUCACCAGAAAUUCUUCCAUCUAGCAGUUUAAAUACAGUUUCACUGGAUCAUCAUCAUAAGGGGAAUCUAUCUCCAACUUGUCUCCAGUCUUCAGAAGAUCUAUAUGUUUUUCCUCCACAACAGCAUUCCCUGGAACCAAUUGGUGAGACUUUAGGAAAUGCUUCACUUAGUCCCAUCUGUGAGCAUGGAUUCAAUCCUGACAUAGCAGGCCAUCCUGGCUCGGCUAGUAGGCAAGGCAUGUGUGCAGCAGACAGUGAUGAGUCAGUGGCAGGAGACAGUGGAGUGUUUGAAGCUUCAGUGAAAAAACGAGGAAAAGACAGACGAGGACAACAUAACUCUAACAUUGAAGCAGCUCAAGUGCAAGUUAAACUGAGAUAUGCUUUAGAAGACGGCUUACUACACGUUGGAGUUGAACGAGCCAGAAAUUUGAUGGCAUUGUUUGUUCCUGAUAACUACAAAGUAUACAUCAAAGUAAGCUUGUUGCCUGGAUCGUCAGACGCCCUGCAGAAGGACAGCACCAAGUUUUUAGAAAGUCUGAGAAAACCAACUAUUGGUGAAAAUUUUAGGUUUCCCAUAUCUAUGCCCAAGUUAUAUACCAAAACAUUACAAGUCAGUGUUUGCUGUGUAGCCCCUUCGGGAGAAGAGGAAUAUCUGGGUGGUGCUCAAGUGAGUCUUGCAGACUUCAAUCCAGAUAUCACCAUUACAAAGUGGUACAAUGUGCUCAAUUUUAGUUUUCUGCAACCAGAAUCAUUGCAUGAGAAAAAUCAGAAGGUUUUCGUCUUGAAAGAAGAAAGUAGUGAUGAGUCAACCAUAAUUUCAUCCCAGACUUCAACACUAACGAGAAAUCAAGAUCCAAAUAUAGUAGAAUAUGAUGCCUUAGUAACGGGAGAUGAUGAUGAUGAUGGUGAUGAAGAAAGUGAUGAUGAGGAAGAAAAUUUAGAGGAAGAAUGUAAAGAUGUUGUAUAUACAACAGAGUACCAAGAGUCACAGUAUGCUGGAGAUGAUGAAUGUGAGGAGGAUGUGUGCGAGGAAUGUUUAGCUGAGAGGCUAACUCAACAGGUAGAGCUGUGUGAUAAAGAAACCAAUACCGAAUGUGUUUUUCCUCCUUUUCGGGGGAAACAGAACCAAACCGAAGAUACUACUUCAAGAACCAGUGUUAUCAAAAGAUCCCAGACUUUCACUCCUAGUGUUGCUGUUAACAAAAAUCAGUAUAUUUGUAGAUUAAACAGAAGUGACAGUGAUAGUUCUAUGCCACUGUAUAGAAAAGGAACCACAUUCCAACGGAAUUCUGCCAGGCGUCAAAGUCUCAGAUUGAAGAAGACAUCCAAGAAUAAUCCUGAAGAGAGAAGGCUAGAAAAGCGACUAAAAAGAACAUCUAGAGAAAUCUAUAGACUUAGGAGGAAUCGUAAAAAGCAACCUGAUAUUUCAAGUUUUAGGGAAAAAAUGGCUUUUUUUACAAGGGUCAACAAUGUCAUCCCAUCUCUUGCUUCAAGUGAAAAUGUUGAAACUGUGACAUCCCAGAAUAGCUGUGUUCCACUAAACUCCAAAUCUUCCGGACCAAGCAAGCAGAACAUCAAGGUUGAUAGUGCUGACACAGAACAGCGAUUUGAAUAUACAAUUGAUCCAGAAUACGGUGUAGAGGUGUGACCCUACGACUUCUGAUCUCGAUUAUUUCACACAAUGUUACUGUACACUUAGAGUUAGCCAUUUAUAUAACUAUACUCAUGGGUUGUGAUAGCAGUAACUGGGGAAAAGACCUUUAUGUUUGAAAUCAACUGUUGUUAAAUUAUUAGGAAUAAGAUUGAAGAGUCUUCAAACCUAUUUUUAUGGAGGCUAUCCAGGUUUUUCCCAUGUGCCAAGAUACUCAUGUUUGCAGUUGAAAGUUAAUUAAGAUGCACUGUUAGAUAGUAAGCUUCCAGAUUGCAAUCUCAUUUUCUUUAAGUGUUUUUAACAUGCAGCACGAACAAAUUCAAAACAAAUUAUAUAUGUAUAAUCCUCAUUAUUUACAUGUUUAUAUGGUAUACUAAAACAUUGGUUCUAUCAGUUUUGUUUCAUGUUGUAUAUACAGUUGAAUUUACUCAAAUAGACUUCUGGACUUACACAGAUAAAGUUUUGUCUUUUGUGAACCCGGUGAAACUUUUUUAUUGGUCAACUAUUUAUAGAAAUUUAGUAAAAUGUGUUCUUAUCUUCUUUUUUUUUUGAGAACAGUAAAGAGUUUGUUGUCAAGUGUUUUGUGUGUUUGUGUGUGUGUGUGUGAAUAACAUUUAUUCAGAAGCAUGCUAAAAUCACUUCACGGGUAGUUGAAAUAUUGUGAUUAAACUUGUAAUGGUAGAUGAGUCAGUAUAAAAUUUCCUAGGAUACCUUGACUCACAAUGUAUAGCACAUGUGGCUCAGGUAAUCCUUCUUUGUACAUUAGUUAUUGAUCUGACUUACUCUUUCAUAUUAUCUGUAGUCUUUCUCAUGUUAAACUAACUUUUCCUAUUGUUUUUUGUUUGUGUGAAAGCGAAAGUAACAGUGAGAGUACAGUUUAAAUACUGCUACUUAGAAUGUACUCACUUUUUGUAUAUUUCAAUCAUUUUGUACAAUUAUUUUAAGCUUCUAUUGCCAACUGCAACAACAUGUACAUGCUCAGUUGGAGCUAAAAAUAAAGUUAUUUUUAAAUUAUA